Messenger RNA from Labrus bergylta (ballan wrasse), 1869 nucleotides. RefSeq names its product ubiquitin-conjugating enzyme E2 H. NCBI's taxonomy places the organism in Eukaryota, Metazoa, Chordata, Actinopteri, Labriformes, Labridae. Gene Ontology annotation, biological process: protein polyubiquitination; ubiquitin-dependent protein catabolic process. Gene Ontology annotation, cellular component: nucleus. The record is from RefSeq and is a predicted model, not a curated record. Gene Ontology annotation, molecular function: ubiquitin conjugating enzyme activity.
UAUGGUCGCUGGAGGUUGAUGUCACUUGCAGCAGCAGAGUCUUCAGGACAGGACUGAGCUGGUCCGAGAGAGAAAACACACUGAAGGGCGAUGUUUCAGCUAACAGCUUGUUUAUGGACGCCGUGGAAAGCCUGUUGUUGUUGAUACAAGUCCACUGAGCUUGUAGCUGGAAAAGGUGGAAGGUAGCCUCGGUCGCCGCAGUAUUUUUUAGAUCACUUCUGGAAGGAAUAACACAGAAAAAUGUCGUCUCCAAGUCCGGGCAAGAGGCGAAUGGAUACCGACGUGGUGAAACUCAUCGAGAGCAAACACGAGGUCACCAUCCUCAGCGGACUUAAUGAGUUUGUGGUGAAGUUCCACGGACCACCGGGAUCGGCAUAUGAAGGAGGCGUGUGGAAGGUCCGAGUAGACCUACCAGAUAAAUAUCCCUUUAAAUCCCCGUCUAUAGGGUUCAUGAAUAAAAUCUUUCAUCCCAACAUCGACGAAGCGUCAGGAACUGUGUGUUUAGAUGUCAUCAACCAGACGUGGACGGCGCUCUACGACCUCACCAACAUCUUCGAGUCGUUCCUCCCCCAGCUGCUCGCCUACCCCAACCCCAUCGACCCUCUGAAUGGAGACGCGGCGGCGAUGUACCUGCACAGACCGGAGGACUACAAACACAAGAUCAAAGAGUACAUCCAGAGGUAUGCCACGGAGGAGGCUCUGAAGGAGCAGGAGUUGGCAGGCGGUGACUCCUCUUCAGAGAGCUCCAUGUCGGACUUUUCCGAGGAUGAGGCUCAGGACAUGGAGUUGUAGUGAAAGGGGGGGAGACGACGCCCCCUUUCACCUCACAACAGACUAUAUCAUGUCCCAAAGAGCAGGAGCAGCUCACUACUAUAUUCAUAUGAAAAGACAAUUUUUUACAGCGACAUGAGGAUUUUUAUCUCUACAUGAGGAUCUGCAGAAUAUAAAACCCUUAGAUAGGAGUUCAUGACCACCUGCCCUUCACCCUCCUCUUCACCUCCUACAGAAGCCUGUUUGGAUCAGAAAGGAGUGUGUCAUUCAUUCUUCAUGGUCUGAAGAGGUUUUUUAUCAUGGCUUUCACACUGUCAUCCAAUCAAAGCUGUUUACACUCACUUUCCUAUUUGGAUCAUCCAGCCACACCUCCUUCUCUUCCCAUUUUCAUUUCACAAUUUUCCUGCAUCCCCAGGCCAGCAGAGGACCGCAUGAUUACCAACACUGAUUCAAAAAAAUGUGUGAAGUUCAAGUUAGAUUAUUAUUUUUUUUGACACAGAGGAGCCGCUGUUACAAUCAUCACUUCCUCUCUGAGGACCCAGAAGGCCACAGUGCGAUCAUGUGAUCAUCGUGGUGCACAGGCUGGACCGGACUAACCCUCUGUGCAAAAAACAUGAUGACUCAUCUACACACACUGUUAAACAACUAGUGUAUCCGCCAUGAUCUCAGCUUGAGUGUGUGUGUGUGUGUGCAUGAAAUCCACAGAGAAUCAGAGUGUUUAGAUAACUUGUGUUGUAACCCUGAUGCCCAGAAAAAGAAGGUUCACAAUCCUUACCAUUCUUCUCCUCUUAAACUCCCCCCCCCCCCCCCGUUCUAGGAAAGUCGUUGUCAUUCUCCGUGUAUCUUUGUAUAUUGUGGCAUGACACUGAAGUGAAGUUGUGUAGGUAAUGUGUAGACAUGUGGAGGAGGCCGGAUUGGUUUUUUUUUUUUUCCAGCAGUUAUCUCAGUUGAAUAUUGAACUUCUGAUCUCUGACUAUUGUUUGUGUUGAACUAUAACAUGUCUCUGACUUUGUUUAGGGAUAGUGACUUUAUUUUCUUAUUUUGCAGGUUUGGUACGCCUGUCAUAACAUUUGAUUUUUUUAUCCUUACAUAACUCGC